Benincasa hispida (wax gourd) is the source of this 1297-nucleotide messenger RNA. Its product is annotated as pyridoxal 5'-phosphate synthase-like subunit PDX1.2. Gene Ontology annotation, biological process: pyridoxine biosynthetic process; pyridoxal 5'-phosphate biosynthetic process; amino acid metabolic process. Lineage: Eukaryota; Viridiplantae; Streptophyta; Magnoliopsida; Cucurbitales; Cucurbitaceae. Gene Ontology annotation, molecular function: amine-lyase activity. The record is from RefSeq and is a predicted model, not a curated record.
UUUAAAGUUCUUAUAACUGUUUUGACAGGCGUUCUGUUGCUAUAAAUAUAUACCUCCAUCUUUACAAAUAUUCAUUCAUAAUUUCCAGUCACCAUCAACUUUGCAAAUUGAAACCCUGAAGAAUCCAAUUGAAUCUUCUCCAACUUUCUUACUUUCUUCUUCGUUCGUCUUCUUCCUUUCGCCUUUUGAUUCUUUCUAGUUCACGGUGUUCAAUUUCUUUCUUUCAACUAUAAUUCUUGCAAUUUCUUGAAGUUUUGGAAAUGGCGGAAGAAAGUGCAAUCACACCCUUUGCCGCCGCCGGCACUGCCGUUUCUGAAGUCAAGAGGCGUCUACAUUCUUUCGAGAGCGAACUAGCUCGGAUUCGUAGCGGAGUCAUUGUGGAAGUUAAGGACAUCAAGCAUGCGAUAAUUGCAGAGGAAACUGGUGCGUGUUGUGUUUUGCUCUCCGAACCGAUUCAUAGAGGCAUUUUACGAAUGCCUGACCCGUUACUAUUCAAGGAAAUCAAGAAAGUUGUUUCGAUUCCUGUAAUCGUAAAGAUCCGCGUAGGACACUUCGUCGAAGCGCAGAUUCUUGAUUCUGUUGGUGUGAGGCAUUUCGAUGAGAGCGACAAAGCUUCGGCUGCGGAUGACCAGAAUUUUAUCAACAAGCACAAGUUUAAGGACUCGUAUUUCGUCUGUGGAUGUCGAAACCUAGGAGAGGCAUUGAGGAGAAUAAAGGAAGGUGCGGCAAUGGUGAAGACUCAAGGGGAUAUGUCGUCUUCUUCGGGUAACAUUGCGGAGACGUUGCGUAAUGUGAGGUCUGUGAUGGGUGAGAUUAGAUAUUUACAUAACAUGAAUGACGAUGAGGUUUUCGCUUUCUCGAAAAAGAUCGCUGCGCCUUAUGAUCUUGUCAAGGAAACCAAGGAACUUGGCAGACUACCGGCGAUCCAUUAUGCGGCCGGAGGCAUCGUGACUCCGGCGGAUGCGGCUUUGAUGAUGCAGUUGGGUUGUGAUGGCAUCUUUCUGGGAUCGGAGAUAUUCGACUACCCUAAUCAUCGCGACCGAUUAAGGGGAAUGAUUAAGGCAGUGAGGAAUUACAACAAUCCCGAAGUUCUGGCGGAGGUUAGUUUUGGUUUUGGCGCCGCAUGAGAAUCGGAUCGAACUGUCUGCUUCAAUGGGUGCCUAACUGUUCCAAACAGAGGAUAACAAAAAACCCAGCUGGCAACUCCGGCAAGCCCUCCGGCGACCAGCAUUGUGCCGACGCUCUCUUGGCCGGUCUUCCGGCAGCCAGGAUGAAACUGCUCUCUCAUGCACUCAUA